Messenger RNA from Meyerozyma guilliermondii ATCC 6260, 1221 nucleotides. Its product is annotated as purine-nucleoside phosphorylase. The record is from RefSeq and is a predicted model, not a curated record. Gene Ontology annotation, cellular component: endoplasmic reticulum. Bases 1 to 1221 code for a protein of 406 amino acids. Gene Ontology annotation, biological process: transmembrane transport; nucleoside metabolic process. The transcript has a single exon. Lineage: Eukaryota; Fungi; Ascomycota; Pichiomycetes; Serinales; Debaryomycetaceae. Gene Ontology annotation, molecular function: catalytic activity.
AUGAAGUUUUCAAUUUUAACUACUUUGGCAAUUGCAGCCACUGCUGUUGCGCAGCCGCUUCUCUUCAAGAGAGACAAUACCACUGAACGUGCUAAUGUCACCGCUACCCACAUCGAGCAGGAUGAGUCCGACAACAAUGAUUUACAGACCAGUUACGGUAGUCAUUAUGCUUUGUUCCAGCCCAAGGUGGUGGUAAUUUCUAUGUUUGAAUUGGAAAGAGAUCCAUGGCUCGAACUGCUUGAUUUCAAGCACAACAUUACUCUUCCUGGUCUUUCUCCUAUUUACCCUACUGUUCACUGCACAACCAACUAUUCCAUUUGUCAGGUGACAACUGGUGAGGGAGAAAUCAAUGCUGCUGCUUCCAUCACCGCCUUGUCCUUGUCUCCAUUGUUCGACUUGACCAAGACUUACUUUUUGAUUGCUGGUAUCGCUGGGGGUAUGCCCGAGUAUACUACCCUUGGGGGAGUCACUUUUGCCAAGUAUGCUGUCCAGGUAGGAUUGGAAUACCAAAUUGACCCCAGAGAGGUUGAGAAAACCAACCCAGACUGGAACACUGGAUAUUUUGCUUACGGUACCAAAAACCCUUUCACUUACCCUAAGAACGUCUACGGUACUGAGGUAUUCGAAUUGAACGAAAAGCUCCGUGACAGAGCUGUGGACUUGGCUAGUAAAGUGGAGUUGGACAAGGGCACCAAGCAAAAUGCGAAAUUUAGAGCCUUGUACAAAGAAGAGGCUGCCAAGAAGGAACCUUUCAUUGCCAAAUGUGAUGUUUUAACAUCUGACAACUACUUCAGCGGCCCUCUCUUGGACGAAUACUUCUCAAACUUUACCAAGUUGAUGACGAACGGAAGUGGAAUUUACUGUUCCACUGCACAAGAAGACAAUGCUUCAUUGGAGGCUCUUACUAGAAUGGAUCAGUAUGGAUUGGUUGACUACGAAAGAAUUGUCGUUAUGAGAACCAUUUCUGACUUUGCCGUGCCUCCUCCAUCCAUGGCUAACAAUACCGUCAAAUUUUUCACCGAGGCAGACCAAGGUGGAAUCGGUGCUUCUUUGACCAACUUGGUCAAGGCUGGAUUGCCAUUUGUUCACGAUGUUAUCGAGAACUGGGACGAUGUUUACGAAAAAGGUACAAAGUACGUGCCAGAUAAUUACAUUGGAGAUAUUUACGGCACCCUUGGUGGAACUCCAGACUUUGGAAAGGAGAGCUUCGGUGUAGCAUGA